AUGGAGGCAGGAGUUCAUUUUGGUCAUGGUACUAGGAAAUGGAAUCCUAAAAUGGCGCCUUAUAUCUCUGCAAAGCGUAAGGGUAUUCAUAUUACAAAUCUUACUAGAACUGCUCAUUUUUUAUCAGAAGCUUGUGAUUUAGUUUUUGACGCAGCAAGUAGGGGAAAACAAUUCUUAAUUGUUGGUACCAAAAAUAAAGCAGCUGAUUCAGUAGAGUGGGCUGCAAUAAGGGCCCGGUGUCAUUAUGUUAAUAAAAAUGGCUUGGCGUAUGUUAACAAAUUGGAACUUAUCAUGAAUCCACUGAUUUCCGCCGCUUCCGUUAUUGCUGCUGGAUUGGCCGUAGGGCUUGCUUCUAUUGGACCUGGAAUUGGUCAAGGGACUGCUGCAGGUCAAGCUGUAGAGGGUAUCGCGAGACAGCCUGAGGCAGAGGGAAAAAUACGAGGUACGCUAUUGCUUAGUCUAGCUUUUAUGGAAGCUUUAACAAUUUAUGGACUGGUUGUAGCAUUAGCACUUUUAUUUGCAAAUCCUUUUGUUUAA
Molecule: messenger RNA, 537 nt
Organism: Solanum stenotomum
Lineage: Eukaryota; Viridiplantae; Streptophyta; Magnoliopsida; Solanales; Solanaceae
Exons: 2
Coding region: 1-537 (178 amino acids)
Biological process (GO): proton motive force-driven ATP synthesis; translation; proton transmembrane transport
Cellular component (GO): mitochondrial small ribosomal subunit; ribosome
Molecular function (GO): proton transmembrane transporter activity; structural constituent of ribosome
Source: RefSeq, a predicted model, not a curated record